AUGUCGUCUGCCUCGGAGGAGGUGUACUUUGACGCGAUGGAGGCGGAGGUGAAAAUAGAUCGCCAGAGCGGCGAGGCCCGUGCACACGGAGCGACGAAGCAGGUGCAGAAGCGGCAGCGGCAGCGGCAACAACAGCAAGAGCAGCAGCAGCAACAGCAAGAGCAGCCGCCGCCACCCCCGCCGCCGCAACAGCAGCAACAGCAGCAACAGCACACGGCAACACGCCAUCGCCACUGGAACGCAGCAGAAUGCAGCAGUGCGAUCCCGACGGUGCCCAAGAUUCCCGCGCAGUAUCUUGCAGCGGGCCUCCGCGUUCAGGAGGUCGGCGCCGGCUCCCCUGGCGCUAAGCCGUCGACCCAUAGCACCUCGAGCAAAAUAAUAACCACACCCUGGUCGUCGUCUGAGACCACCUGCAGGCCAACAAAUUACCCCGUGAUGGAAAAGGCGCAAUCCUCCUCACAGCCACAGCAGCAGCACAACCACCAGCACCAGCAGCAGCAGCAGCAGCAGCAACGACGUGCGCGCCGCAGCAACGACGAGUCUCUCGAAGACGACUGCAGCCCCGACCACCCACGCGACCUGCCUGCCGCCGCCCUCUCUCGAUCCAUGUCUCGCGCCUCCUUCUCCUCCUCCAAGCGCAGGUCGCUGCCCGCCGACGUGAUCACACGCCCGAGUACGAGCGGCAACAUCCACGCGCGUCCACAGUCACGUCUCGAUGGCCUGCGUGCCACCGCCGGCCUCUUCUUCCAGCAGCAGCAGCACCCACCCUUCCACCCCCACCACCGUGACGAGACCACUUCACGCAGAAGCUCCGUCACCCGAGCCUCCUACUACGUCGACGCCUCGCCUCUCUCGCCUCGCCAGCGUGCACUAUCGCCCCACACACGGAGUCGCAGGGGCUCGUCCUUUGGCACUGCGCUGUCAGAGCCUCGACAGUCCUUCGACACAGCCUACUCAGAGCAUCGACACCACGAUGAGCAUGUCACCCUUGCCGCUGCCUUGGAGGAGCCCCAGGAGUCUCCCACGGAGAGUUCGGAUCAGCAGGGGCCGGACUCGUCGGUGGACUCACAUGCUGCAGAUACCGUGUGGGACGAGCUCGACGAGCUGAAGUCGCGCAUCAGGAAGCUGGAGUCGAGCGACAAGAAGCCCUCGACGUCUAGUGCGGCUGCCUCGGGCUCCAGCGAUCGACCACGCACUGCAACGACAGCCCCUACCACUAUCAACUCGUCGCCCAAACAGUCGCGCAAGCCCGACCCGGCAGAUGCGCCCAUGGACACACCAGCACCGCCAGCAAUAGAACAACACAACGAAGUGGGUAGCGCAUGGUCCCACAUCCACCCCUUGCUCCACGAUGCACUGGCCAGAUCAAGAGACAGUCUCUCGUCGAACGUCUUCCACAACCUGGAAGCUGUCGUGGCGGACGCCCUACAGCUGGCGGCGCUUACCGGCAGCGCCGCCCCGUCAACGGCUAUUGGAGUCGCGAACGAGCGCCAAGUACGACGGAGGGUGGACAAUCUGUGUCGUAACAUGACGGACCUCUGCAUCUCGCUUCGCGACAGCAAGCCAGAAACAUCGCCUAUCGUAUCGUCUCCCGCUACCCUCCCUAUAGAACAUCCCCCCGCCGACCUUCCCCUGCGGAGAUUUUCACGCACCAGCAGCCUCGCAGUCACGGCCUCGGGUGCUGGCAGGUCCCUAAGUCGUCUCGAGCAGCGUAAAGCUAGCCUCCUCGGACCGCAUACGUUGGGCGAGAGCCCUGCCGCCAGCCCACGCAGUCCUCUUCCGGAGCUGUCUGCUUCGGAUGCCGAGUCGACUCCCACACAUUCCAACAAACUGCAGCCUCCGCGCCGUCUGAGUGCUGUGCCCAGCAGGACCACUCGCAGCCGAGUGGAAUCGAAACGCGAAGGAGCGCGUGGAGAAGAUGACCGGAUCGAUCGACCACAAUCACGUGCCUGGACUGAGUACUCAUCGUCGCUACGGGCCACGUCUCGCAUCCCCAGCCAAGACCGGACGAAUCAGGACCGAUCCCCCGGAGCACCACGUCGAACUUCUACUUCUCUGAGAGAAUCCCUGGCAGCGAGGCGAAAGUACGAGACGCCUCCCGUACUCGAAGAAGAUGGACCUUUGCCUAAAACGCGAGGAUUCCUCUCUGAACCACAUUGUAACAAGAUUCCGAGCCGCACGUCGAGCAUAGUACGCACCCGGCAUUUGAUUGAGUAA
Sphaerulina musiva SO2202 is the source of this 2217-nucleotide messenger RNA. RefSeq lists its product as uncharacterized. The coding region runs from base 1 to 2217 and encodes 738 amino acids. The transcript has a single exon. Lineage: Eukaryota; Fungi; Ascomycota; Dothideomycetes; Mycosphaerellales; Mycosphaerellaceae. The record is from RefSeq and is a predicted model, not a curated record.